AUGGAAGAUUCCCACAAGAGUAACACUUCAGAGACAGCACCUCAGCCUGGUUCAACAGUCCAAGGAGCUCAUAUUUCUCAUAUUGCUCAACAGGUAUCGUCUUUAUCAGAAAGUGAAGAAUCUCAGGACUCUUCUGAUAGCAUCGGCUCCUCACAGAAAGCCCACGGGAUCCUAGCCAGACGUCCAUCUUAUAGAAAAAUUUUGAAAGAUCUAUCUUCUGAAGAUACACGGGGCAGAAAAGGAGACGGAGAAAAUCCUGGAGUUUCUGCUGUCACUCCUAUGUCUGUUCCAACUUCCAUCUAUCAGACUAGCACCGGACAGUACAUUGCCAUUGCCCCCAAUGGAGCCUUACAGCUGGCCAGUCCAGGCACAGAUGGAGUACAGGGACUUCAGACACUAACCAUGACAAAUUCAGGCAGUACUCAACAAGGUGCAACAAUUCUCCAGUAUGCACAGACCUCUGAUGGACAGCAAAUACUUGUGCCCAGCAACCAGGUGGUUGUACAAACUGCCUCAGGAGAUAUGCAGACAUAUCAGAUUCGUACCACACCAUCAGCAGCUUCGCUGCCACAGACUGUGGUGAUGACAUCUCCUGUGAGUCUUACGUCUCCGACAACUAAGACAGAUGACCCCCAGUUGAAAAGAGAAAUAAGGUUGAUGAAAAACAGAGAAGCUGCUCGAGAAUGUCGCAGAAAGAAGAAGGAAUAUGUGAAAUGCCUAGAAAAUCGAGUUGCAGUCCUGGAAAAUCAAAAUAAAACUCUAAUAGAAGAGUUAAAAACUUUGAAGGAUCUUUAUUCCCAUAAAAGUGUUUGA
Molecule: messenger RNA, 813 nt
Organism: Pipistrellus nathusii (Nathusius's pipistrelle)
Lineage: Eukaryota; Metazoa; Chordata; Mammalia; Chiroptera; Vespertilionidae
Source: the annotation of a GenBank genome assembly